Molecule: messenger RNA, 1549 nt
Organism: Phragmites australis (common reed)
Lineage: Eukaryota; Viridiplantae; Streptophyta; Magnoliopsida; Poales; Poaceae
Exons: 1
Coding region: 59-1237 (392 amino acids)
Source: RefSeq, a predicted model, not a curated record
GUAAAGCUCUCUCCAAACCAAAGCAGCACACAGACAACGCACCAUUCCCCGAAAUACCAUGGACUCCUCCGUCGGCGGGAGCGGCGGCGCCGCCGGUGGCGGCGACGGGCGCGCGCAGGCGGAGCAGUGCCUGGAGGUCGCGGAGAAGCUCCUCUCCGCGCGAGACCUCGUCGGCUGCAAGCGGUUCGCGGAGCGCGCGCUGGAGUCCAACCCGCUCCUCGCCGGCGCCGACGAGCUCCUCGCUGUCGCCGACGUCCUCCUCGCCUCCCAGAACACCCUCCUCUCCGGCCACGCCGACCCGCUCGCCGUCCUCCAGCUGCCCCCGGGGGGCAGCCCCGACCAGGCCGCCGUCUCCCGCGCCUACCGCCGCCUCGCGCUCCUCCUCGGCCCCAGCAACCAGCACCCCGGCGCCGAGAUGGCCCUCCGCCUCGUCCACGACGCCUACGCCCUCCUCUCCGAUCCAUCCCGCCGGCCCCCGCCGUCCGCCGCUGGUACCCCCUCCCAGCCCGCCGCCGCCGCCGCCGACCGCCCGGAGUUCUGGACGGCGUGCCCGUUCUGCUGCUACGUGCACCAGUACCAGCGCGAGCUGGUUGGUCGCGCCCUCAAGUGCCCCAACGUGGCUUGCCGCCGCGGGUUCGUGGCCGCUGAGAUCCCGACCCCGCCGACCAUUGUGCCGGGCACCGAGAUGUACCACUGCGCCUGGGGAUUCUUCCCCCUCGGCUUCCCCAAUGCGGCCGACCUGGAUAGUAACUGGAAGCCAUUUUACAAGGUGUUCCCGUGGAACACAGCUCCGAGUGGCGAGGGUGCUGGUGGUGGGAGUCAUGGGAAGCGUGGUGGGAGCAAUAGUGCUCGGCAGCCACAGGGUGUCAGUGCUCGUGGUGGGUCUUCUAGAGGUAGGGUGAAGAAGACGACUGCUCGCAAGAAGGUCGGGGUGGGGCUCAAGAGACGUUCUUUCGGUGGUGGUGUGGAGAGCGGUAUUGAUUCGUCCAUGCUUGGACAGGAAGGGUGGGCUGGGGGUGAGGAGGAUGGAGAUGGACAGGCCGAGGAGGUGAGGGGGAUUAACAUAAAUGAGGCGGCACAGACCACAGAUGGCACCAGCAGGGUGAAUGUCAGUGGUUCUGGCGGGGUUGUGGAUAUGGGAAACUUCCAUAUUGAUGUCGAUGCAACAGAGGAUAUAUUAGGGAAUUUGCACAGCAUUCCGUUCUUGAGGGUCGACAAUCUUGGGCGGAUGCUUUAGCUGUUGCUAUGGUUCAUUGGGGCUAGAUAAUUGUAUUGUAUAAUUAGCUGGGUCAAAGCAGAUGUCUCAGGGGCUGACCCUGGCUGUUCAAGUGUUCAUGUUAUUGUAGUGUUCCUCCCCCUAUCACGUCAUGUUGUAGUAGCAGUCUACCUGGUGCUUGUAGUAACUUAGCUGGAGGUUAAGUCGUACCGGGAGACUUUGUGAUAUCCCCAUUAGUUGGGGAUUGUACCCUUUGCCUUUGGCAAACAAGAUUGCGGAGUUUUCUGGUGAUGGGAAUAACACUUAAUAGACAGAGCACGGUUUGACUGGUUA